UACAGAUAACUAUAGUGUGUUUCAAUAAAUAAAACGCAUGACCGUCUAGUUUUAAACUAUUAAAAAAGUCCUGUGCCUUGCUUAUAAUGAAACCAGAGUAGAUUGUGAGCUCAGUGUGAGGCAGGUGCUGCUGUCCUGAACUUGAAGUGUGUUUAUAAUUGAACUUGAACUUGCUGUCAUUCUCCGCCGCAGCAGCAGGAGGCGACAGAGCCCGAGUCAAGCUCUCUCUUCCUCUCUCGGUCUCUCUCUCGCUCCCGUGUUUGUUUACAUUGAGCCAGUCCACACGCGAAAGUGUCCGCGCUCAUCCGAGUGUGUUUAACCCGCUUCUGCUCAGCGUUCACAACUCACAGCGUCUGAGAAACCACCAGCGCCUGAGCUCCAGAGGAUCAUGAGCAGCGAGCAGAAAAUUAAUUGAACAGAUUAAUAACUCAUCCCCAGCGGUGUCUCUUCCAGCAGCAGCUGUCAUCAGUGUGAAGAUCUGCACAGAGCCAUGCCUCACACCCGCCACAGCAGAAGAAGAGACGCGGAGAAAUACAAACACACACACCUGACCCCAGAUCAGCAUCCAGAAGCAGACACACACCCACAUCUGACCCCAGAUCAGCAUCUAGAAGCAGACACACACUCACAUCUGACCCCAGAUCAGCAUCUAGAAGCAGACACACACUCACACCUGACCCCAGAUCAGCAUCCAGAAGCAGACACACACACACAUCUGACCCCAGAUCAGCCACCAGACACACACACACAUCUGACCCCAGAUCAGCAUCCAGAAGCAGACACACACUCACAUCUGACCCCAGAUCAGCCUCCGGAUGACUGCGCUGGAGAAGAGAUGAGGCAGAAACACUCUGGCUGUGCUUCACCUGCUGGAAACUCUGAGAGUCGCCUGAAGAGAACUGUAGAGAAGCGCAAGACCAGUCCAUACUUCAGCAGGAGGAGUGAGGCUGUGCGCCGGCCGAGGCGUAAGGUCUUCAGGAAGUGGACUCCUCCUCGCUCCCCCUUUCGGCUGGUGCAGGAGACGCUCUUCCAUGACCCCUGGAGACUCCUGGUGGCCACUAUAUUCCUCAACAAGACCAAUGCGCGUGUGGCUCUGCCGGUGCUGUGGGAGUUUCUGGAGUGUUACCCCAGUGCUGCAGUGACCCGUGUGAGUGACUGGCGCCCCCUGUCUGUGCUGUUGCAGCCGCUCGGGCUCAGCCAACUGAGAGCCAAAACACUCAUACGCUUCUCUGAUGAGUACAUCAGUAAAUCAUGGCAGUACCCUAUCGAGCUGCACGGCAUCGGCAAAUACGGCAACGACUCGUACCGCAUCUUCUGUGUGGACGAGUGGAGAGAGGUCACUCCAGACGAUCAUAAACUCAACGAUUAUCACGCCUGGCUCUGGAAAAACCACAAACAAUUAGGAAUCUGAUUUCAUCUCUUUUAAUAAACUAUAAUGUCCGCAGCGCCACAGGUCGAUCACAGAUCCUGCAGCUGUUUCUUGGCUUGUUUGUUUCAUGUUCAUCAUGUUUGUUCAGGAUUUGCAGAUAAUGUUCAUGUUGAAGAUUUAAAUAAAUGAGAUUUUUUAUCUUU
This is a messenger RNA of Danio rerio (zebrafish), 1572 nucleotides long. The record is from RefSeq and is a predicted model, not a curated record. Lineage: Eukaryota; Metazoa; Chordata; Actinopteri; Cypriniformes; Danionidae.